Messenger RNA from Pygocentrus nattereri (red-bellied piranha), 2931 nucleotides. It is a transcript of the gene slc34a2b, whose product is annotated as solute carrier family 34 member 2b. NCBI's taxonomy places the organism in Eukaryota, Metazoa, Chordata, Actinopteri, Characiformes, Serrasalmidae. Gene Ontology annotation, biological process: sodium-dependent phosphate transport; intracellular phosphate ion homeostasis. Gene Ontology annotation, molecular function: sodium:phosphate symporter activity. The transcript has 13 exons. The record is from RefSeq and is a predicted model, not a curated record. Gene Ontology annotation, cellular component: brush border; apical plasma membrane; vesicle. Bases 93 to 2054 code for a protein of 653 amino acids.
UAUAAAAGGAGCUCCGCAGGUGGCUCCUCAGCUCAGGUGGACUCUUUGGUUUAAACUGCUCGACUUCAAGCUCCUGCACACAAAGGCAGACGAUGGCUCCGCGGCCAGAGCUCGGCAGUGACCCUGCAGUUUCUCCUCCAGACCUCGACGGUAAAGACACUAAAGACACUCUGUCUAAGGACGCGAUCGUGUUGCCUGCGUAUUCCACUGUGGCCCUGGUUGACCCAGAGCCGGACAACGCUAUUGACCCAUGGCAGCUUCCAGAGCUGCAGGACACGGGCGUGAAAUGGUCAGAACUGGACACGAAGGGCAAAAUUCUUCGAGUGUUCAUCUCGGUGGCCAAGGGCAUGCUCCUGCUGGGGUUCCUGUACAUGUUCGUCUGCUCUCUGGACAUCCUGAGCUCUGCCUUUCAGCUAGUGGGAGGGAAGGCAGCUGGAGAUAUCUUUCAGGACAAUGUGGUGCUGUCUAACCCCAUAGCAGGGCUGGUCAUCGGAGUGCUGGUCACUGUGCUGGUUCAGAGUUCCAGCACUUCUUCAUCAAUCGUAGUCAGCAUGGUGUCUUCCGGACUGCUGGAGGUGCAGUCAGCAGUGCCAGUCAUCAUGGGCGCCAACAUCGGCACCUCCGUCACCAACACCAUCGUGGCCGUCAUGCAGGCCGGAGACCGCAACGAGUUCCGCAGGGCCUUUGCUGGCGCCACUGUGCAUGACUUUUUUAACUGGCUGUCUGUGCUGGUACUUCUUCCUCUGGAGGCGGCCACAGGCGUCCUGUACAAGCUCACCAAACUCGUCAUUGACUCCUUCCACAUCCAAACGGGCCAGGAUGCCCCAGACCUCCUCAAAGUCAUCACUCAACCACUCACCAAGAACGUCAUUGAGCUGGACAGCUCUGUAAUCAGUGACAUCGCUGUCGGUGACCUCAGUGCUCGGAACAAGAGUCUUAUCAAAACAUGGUGCAAAAAGGAGAAGAUUACGAGUCUGGUGAACAUCACCGUGCCUGGGGAAGCUAACUGCACCAUUGGUGCCCCCUGCUGGGUGGAGGGCAACGAGACAUGGACGCAGGUGAACGUAACAGAAACCAUCAACAUAGCAAAAUGUAAGCAUCUGUUUGUGAAUGCGAACCUUCCAGACCUGGCAGUUGGGCUGAUUCUGCUGGCUCUGUCGCUGCUGGUGCUGUGUACCUGCCUCAUUCUCAUCGUAAAGCUGCUCAACUCCAUGCUCAAGGGCCAGGUGGCCGUGGUCAUCAAGAAGGUGCUCAACACAGAUUUCCCCUUUCCAUUCAGCUGGGUCACGGGCUACCUCGCUAUCUUGGUGGGAGCGGGAAUGACGUUCAUCGUGCAAAGCAGCUCCGUCUUCACCUCCGCCAUUACGCCACUUGUUGGUAUUGGUGUUAUUAGCAUUGAGCGAGCCUAUCCUCUCACACUUGGCUCCAACAUUGGGACAACAACGACUGCUAUUCUUGCUGCUAUGGCCAGCCCUGGAGAAAAACUGGCCAACUCACUGCAGAUCUCACUGUGUCACUUCUUCUUCAACAUCUUUGGCAUCAUCCUGUGGUACCCCAUCCCCAUCACCCGUGUGCCCAUCCGGCUGGCCAAAGCGCUGGGUGACCGCACGGCCAAGUACCGCUGGUUCGCCAUAGUCUACCUGAUCCUGUGCUUCUUCGUGCUGCCCGUGUUGGUGCUGGGGCUGUCCCUCGCCGGCUGGCAGGUUCUGGUGGGGGUUGGGGUGCCUGUGUUGACUGUGGUGGUCUUCGUGGUGGUGGUCAACAUUAUGCAGUCCCGCUGCUCGCACUGCCUUUGUCCUGCCCUCCGCAGCUGGGACUUCCUGCCCAAGCCUCUGCACUCGCUCAAGCCGUGGGACCGCAUAGUCACCAAGGUCCUGGGCUUCUGCGGGGCGCGCUGCUGCUGCUGCUGCAAAUGCUGUAAGAAGGGAGAGGUGGACGGCGAGAAAGAGGACGGGACAGAGAUGAAGAAGGAGCUGGAGAUGUACGACAACCCUGCGCUUUGCGUGGAAGAUGAGAAGAUCCAAAUUCAGACGGUAUCUGGAACACAUUUGUAGCAUGUAAUAUAGUAUAAAUAUAUAAAAAAGGCUCAUUAUGUAGUAUAAUUUAAUGUCGUGCUGAAGGGGACUUGAAGGAAGUUGGCUAAUCUGUUUGAGCUGCUUUCGUCUUCAACGUCCAUGGUAUUACGCUGUGGUAGCCAGAUGGUUCCUCCUGGCCUGAUAGGAGAACCUAUGGUGGCCCAAAAGGGACUUUUUGAUCUAGAGAAUAUGCUGUAAACAAAAUCUAUCUGCAGCAAUUUGAGAUCCCAUUGAAAAAGUGUUGCAUGUAGCUUUACUUGGACUUCAUUCUCUUCAUACUCAUCAUACCUCUGUUCUUUGUCUGCUCUAACACCCCAGUUUCCACUUACUGACCAAUUAUUAGGCUCUUUAAGAGCUGUAGCAACAUAUAUACUGGGUCAGUUACUUUAAAGGGAUAUAUCUAUUCGGAGAACGCUCUGGUUCUGUUUCUAAGCUUUAUUUUGAGAGGGUUAUUAUACAGUUACACAAAGCACCUGCAAAACUGUUAUUGACGCCAAAAUCAUGCUAUUCUAGCCUUCUUAACACCAGUGUUUUUUAUAUUGUGUCUCCGUGUUAGAUAGUGUCUAUCUCAGUGAUGUACGAUGAAUAAUGAAAAUGGAGACCGCCUUAAUUAUUUAAAGAGUUUAUAUUUUUGGAAUAUUUGUAAAGAAUGAAAUUUGCAAACUCUUAAAUGCACAGAUUUUUAAGCAGUGUGUGACGUAUUGUAAGGUAUUUGCAUUAUUUUUAUGAAACGUGUUUCUAAAGACUUGUGACCUCUGGACAAGGCUCACUGUAGACUGUCUGUAUGUACUGUAUAUAAAGAUUUUACAGCAGUCUGAACUGUAAAGUAAAGCAUGUAAAUAAAUAUUUAAAACAA